Molecule: messenger RNA, 2669 nt
Organism: Verruconis gallopava
Lineage: Eukaryota; Fungi; Ascomycota; Dothideomycetes; Venturiales; Sympoventuriaceae
Exons: 1
Coding region: 968-2167 (399 amino acids)
Source: RefSeq, a predicted model, not a curated record
AAUUUUUUCAACACCUUCAUUACCUGUUUUCAUUUGUUGGACGGUCGUCGCCAAACGUGCCUCGAGUAGUCUGCGGCUGAGCAAGUCACUGCGGUCGCAUGCCCAGCCUUUAGUGGCCGACUUCGAAAAAGCUUAGCUGAACGCAAAUCUCAAAAAGCGUUCGUCACUCAGGGGAAACCGGCCUGGCCAUUGGAGCACUCCAAGUUUCCAACGAUUCAGCACAGAGCGGACGUCCCGCUAAAACGGCUCACCCCUGGGCUCUGAGUGAUCCUGCAGAUGGCAUUGGCUUGAGGCAGCCGACGGCAGCAUCCAAUCAGCACCGGAAUUUUGAUGAUGGUUACCCCUUUUGUGCUCGGAGCGGCUAGGACCUCCAUGAGAAAUGUUUCGAGUUUCAUGCACUUGCAGCCCGCAGGACCUGCCCGACUUGUACGCGGAAAUUGGUGUGAGGGUGUCAGUCGCAAGACGCCAAAGACGUGAAGUCGAACGCUCUGCGUAUGCUGGCGGUCGACGAGCAAGAGCAUGGCGAGAAUGACCAAGGGCCCGACUCGCGGGGCGCGGUGUGAGAGCACGAACCGCAGCGUAUCUGGUCCCGCGAAAGGCCAGAGGAGCAGCUCGGAGAUUCAAGCAUGGCACCUGCAUAUGCCUGUGAAUCUACUCCUUAGGAGGCGUCGGCGUAGCCACCACACCAUCUCUAGUCACCCCAGCCGACGGGCCAUCAUGUUACGGUUGCAGCCCACACGGCUCUCCUAGGGUAGGAUCGUGAGCAGCCAUAUUUCUACCCUCCCGCAGCCCAGAUCCAACAUCCUCUUCACUUUCGCUCAGUCGAUCACGUUCCUUGUCCAACUACCACACUUUCUUUCUUUGUUCAUUCUUUUUUCAGUUGAGCCUGUGGCCUCUCCUUGUCUUCAGACGAAUCGUCGUUUCACAUUCAUUUCAAUCCAACCAUUUCGACUAUCAUUUAGUUACCAUGACACUCAUUCAUUUGUCCCUCUUGGCUGCUUGCAGCUUUUCGGCCCUUGUAGCUGGACUACCGCUACCAUCUGGCCUAAAAUUUCACAUUGGCACACCUGUCAAAGGCGCCGGCUUGGAUCAGUCGUUCACCCUCAGGUCACUUCUCUAUGGCGGGCAUUCAAAGCGCAGUUCUGACACUUACACGUUCUACACCGGAAAUGGCGAGACAUGGCCAGGAAUCAGCAACUGGGUCUCGAACUUCGAUGACAUGUUCGCCGCAAACAAAGAAAUCAUCAUGAACAGCUGUUCUCAAUUCGGUGUGCCCAACAACUCUGAACAAGAAACCGCGGACAUCAGCUCGGCAAUCAGCCAGGUCGCAGGUGAGACGGGUAUCGAUGCGCGCUUUAUCCUUGCGAUCAUGCUCCAGGAGUCUAAUGGCUGCGUGCGUGCUCCAACCACCAACUAUGGCGUGCGCAAUCCCGGCCUGAUGCAGGACCAUAACGGUCAAGCAACGUGCAACGAUAGCGGCAACGUCCAGAACCCGUGCCCGGCGGCUACCAUCACGCAGAUGAUCCGUGACGGCGUGGCAGGCACCCCCUCUGGCGACGGCCUCGAACAGACGUACGCCCAGGCUCCCUUCACUGGUGCUGCCAAGUACUAUGGCGCUGCGAGAAUAUAUAACAGCGGCUCCAUUGCGGCCUCGGGUAACCUCGACGAUGGUAUCGCGACUCACUGCUACGCCUCGGACGUUGCCAAUCGUCUCACUGGUUGGGUGUAUGCGCAGAAAGAUUGCACUCUCGACGGCACUCCACCCCCAGCAGCUACUCCCCCAGCUACUACUGCAGGUGCAUCUCCGACACCCACUGCUACAUAUUCUCCCGCAACAGCCACUGCUGUUCCCUCUGGAUGGCCAAGCCCAAGCUCAGGAAGCUCUCCAAGCACAGAAUGGCCUUCAGGUUAUACUGGCCCGGCAUCUGCCACUCAACCAGCAACACAGUCACCGACUUCUGCGUCCUCUGCUCCGCCGACCAACUUGGCCCCCGGCGUGACGACGCAAUGCGCUGAAUACUACACCGUGCAGGCAGGUGACGAAUGCGAUUCGGUCGCACAGAAGUUCGGCACCACUUUUGCGAAUCUGAGAGCAUUGAACACUCAGCUUGACAGCACAUGCAGUAACCUGUGGAAGGGCUACGCAUACUGCGUCAAAGGCGCAUGAGGAAUAUUUGGAUCUGGGGUAUGACGAAUGACAAGGACGGACGAGCAUAUGUGUAUACAUAUAUGUACCUAUAUUGUUGGUGCGGGACACCAAGAUAUCAUGGCGCCCAAGAGGCGUAGAUGCUGUGCAAUGCUCAAGGUAUCCUUGGAAACUUCUGGACAACGACACAAAGUCAUAGGCUUUUCUGGAUAUCGGUCCUCAACUUGUCGUUCGGACGCAUCGUCCAGAGGAUGUAGAUGAAUAUAUACCAAGACCAGCGCUUUGGCACUUCAAUGUUGAGAGCUUCUGUCCAAGAAAAAUAGUAGCCACUCCGAUUAUUCGUGCUCCAGUCUUCGCCCGGCGGUAGACAAUCUCGUGGUGCGUCGUUCAAAUGGACUCGACCAGUGCAAGCAGAUCGGGUAGAUCUUUCAUGUUGUGGCGUACGUAGGCAGAUAGUCUUACUCAAGAACCGAAAUCAGCUCUGUGACGACGAGGCCACCAUUUCAACCAAGACUGAAAACUU